AUGGAACCGAUAAUGAAUACUAAACGUAAAAAGCGGAAAACACGUAAAUGCUUAAACGAAAUUAGAAAGAAAUCUCUGCGUACAGGACACUUGUUUUUUGAAAAGGAAAAGGAUAAUAUUUCUGAUUUAAUACCGAAUUAUAACAAAUGUAUCAUAACAAAAGAACGUUUAUCUCUUAGAACGUUUCCAAAAACAGUUAGGUCGGAGACUAUUACAAGACCUGUGUUGGCCGAACUAAAACAAAAACCUAAUUUGAAGUUAGAUGAAUUGCGAAGUGGUAGUAAAGUUCUAGACACGCUAAAUUCAACCGUUGUUAAGUUGUCAAAUUUUAGUAGAUCUUUAAAAAACACCAAUGAUCACAUUGAACGUUACAAAGUGGAAAAUCCGAUGUCAUUAAUAUGUUCCAUGGGGUCAAAUAAAUAUGAUGAGGAUUCUUACGUUAUCAAUAUGUGCAACCAAGAAGACAAAUUCAAUAAUACAAAUGUUUGCUCUUUUAUUGAUCCUGAUCAAAGAUCUAAUAAAUCGUCGAGCAGUAUAGGAGUUCACUCAGGACCAUCUCCUACGUCAACAUCCAACCACAGAUUCCACGACAGUUUUAGGUACGAUUUAUAUGAAGAAUUCAUUUCUGAAAUUCCUAAAUAUUUAAAACAAACUGUUAAAACUAUGGAAGGAGACAUUGUAAAAAACACUAAAGUGGUUCUAAAACAACUUUUUAUUAGCGAAUGCUGUUAUCAGGAGAAGUACUACACCCCUAAAAAGGUUAUUGUUCGCAAUCCCAUGGAUUAUAUCAGACUAAGCCAUGUACAACAACGGAGCUUGUUUCAUCAAUCAUCAAGAUCAAGGCGAACCUUCGAUGAAAUUGACAGUUUUCCUCCCUCGCCUAUUGUGAUCUCAUCUUCACCGUCAAUCUCACAUCACUUCGCCUCGUCUCCAGACUCGCCGUUGAACGUAAUUGUUAAUAACACACCAGAUUAUUCUUUUUAUCCUCAUAGGUUGAAUUGA
Messenger RNA from Spodoptera littoralis (African cotton leafworm), 1002 nucleotides. Lineage: Eukaryota; Metazoa; Arthropoda; Insecta; Lepidoptera; Noctuidae. The record is from the annotation of a GenBank genome assembly.